Molecule: messenger RNA, 976 nt
Organism: Triticum dicoccoides
Lineage: Eukaryota; Viridiplantae; Streptophyta; Magnoliopsida; Poales; Poaceae
Product: protein MEI2-like 6
Exons: 4
Coding region: 1-975 (324 amino acids)
Molecular function (GO): nucleic acid binding
Source: RefSeq, a predicted model, not a curated record
AUGGCUGCCUACUCAACCUCGCUCCUGCACCCUGCCGCUCCUGGGACCGGUCCCGUGGCCUUCUCCCCCUCUCAGCUCUGUUCCGCGGCUCCGUUCGCGCUGCCGCUGUGCUGUCCCUUCCGGCCGCAGUACCCGUACCCACCUCCCCCGCUGCCGCCUUCGUGCGGGCUGGCUGUGGGCUGCGACGGCUGGCUCGCUCCGAUGGGUAGUGCCUACACUGUGGGAGUGGCCGCGCUACCGUUCUUACCUUGGCUGCACAUGCCUCCUCCGCCGCCUUUUCCGAUGGCGCUGUACUACAACCCGGCCCUCAAGCCGCCGCUGCCGGCGACGCGCUGCAGCAUCACGGAGAUCCUAGAAGACGGCGACGUCGAGCCCCCGAUGGCAGAGGUUGAAGACGACCCCUCCCCUCGCUCGGUCCUCGCGCUCUGGAGGAGGAGCGCGGCGCUUCCGCCUCCGUCUUCUGGCGUCGCAGGCAGCAAACCACCCUUCCACGGAAGAAGCAAGAAGACAUCCGUCAUGAUCUGCAACAUCCCCAAUAGUUUCAUGAAACGGAGGUUGAUGGCCAUCUUGGACCAGCAUUGCGCGGAGGAGAACAUGCUUCGAUGUCACCCCCGAGGCGGCGGCGCCGCCGUCGCGAAGUCGGAGUACGACUUCCUAUACCUUCCAAUCGAUUUUAGGACAAAAUGCAACAAAGGCUAUGCGUUCGUCAACAUGACGACGCCGACGGCCGCACGGCGGCUCUACGCGUUCCUCCACGGCCACCACUGGACGGGCUCCGCCAAGGUCUGCGAGGUCGUGCACGCCCACAUCCAGGGAGUGGACGCGCUGGCGGCGCACUUCUCCCGCUCGCUAUUCCCAUGUGGCAACAACAAGGAGUUCCUGCCGGUGCGCUUCGGGCCUCCCAGGGACGGCCUCCGGCAGACGGCGGAGCGCACCAUCGGCUGUGCGGUGGUCCGUCGUCGUCGUCUCCGCUGAC